Messenger RNA from Bicyclus anynana (squinting bush brown), 2066 nucleotides. RefSeq names its product lysosomal aspartic protease (gene CatD). Gene Ontology annotation, cellular component: lysosome. Lineage: Eukaryota; Metazoa; Arthropoda; Insecta; Lepidoptera; Nymphalidae. Gene Ontology annotation, biological process: cell death; proteolysis. The transcript is spliced from 8 exons. The coding region runs from base 207 to 1364 and encodes 385 amino acids. The record is from RefSeq and is a predicted model, not a curated record. Gene Ontology annotation, molecular function: aspartic-type endopeptidase activity.
CGAUUAAAUAAUUAAAACUACUUGUUCAUUCUCAUUGCUGAUUGCUCUCAUUCUUUGAUUGUCGUUGCGCUGCCAUCGAAUCAAAUCGAAGACGAUAAAAGACGCACGGUAGUAGGAGGCGGCGGUAAUAGUCGCAUCGACACGGACAUCGCCAGUCCGUUCGACUGCGCAGAGUCCGGCCGUGACUUGCGAAUUGGUCGUGCGAGAUGACGAAAAUACUCCCUUGGCUCCUGGCGCUAGUCGCCUGCGCCGCCGGCUUCUCGAGGGUGCCGCUGUUCCGCAUGCAGACGGUGCGCAAGCACCUGCACUCGGUGGGCACGGAGCUGCAGAUGGUGCGCAUCAAGUACGCCGCCGCGCCGGCGCCCGCGCCCGAGCCGCUCUCCAACUACCUCGAUGCACAGUACUACGGGCCCAUCUCCAUCGGCAACCCGCCGCAGUCCUUCAAGGUGGUGUUUGAUACCGGCUCCUCCAACCUGUGGGUGCCGUCCAAGAAGUGUCACUACACUAACAUUGCCUGCCUGCUGCACAACAAGUACGACAGCAGCAAGUCGUCGUCGUACCGGCGCAACGACACCGCCUUCGCCAUCCACUACGGCUCGGGCAGCCUGUCGGGCUUCCUGUCGGCCGACGACGUGUCGGUGGGCGGGCUCACGGUGCGCGCGCAGACCUUCGCCGAGGCCAUGUCGGAGCCCGGCCUGGCCUUCGUGGCCGCCAAGUUCGACGGCAUCCUCGGCAUGGCCUUCUCCAGCAUAUCGGUGGACGGCGUGAUGCCGGUGUUUGACAACAUGGUGGCGCAGGGCCUGGUGCAGCAACCCGUCUUCUCCUUCUACCUCAACAGGGACCCGGCGGCGGCGCAGGGCGGCGAGAUCAUCCUGGGCGGCUCGGACCCGGCGCACUACCGCGGCAACUUCACGCGCGUGCCGCUGUCGCGCGCCACCUACUGGCAGUUCGCCAUGGACGGCGUGCGCGUGCGGGGCCAGGCCUUCUGCGGCGGCGGCUGCCAGGCCAUCGCCGACACCGGCACGUCGCUCAUCGGCGGCCCGGCGGCGGAGGUGGCGCGCCUCAACGCCGCGCUGGGCGCCACGCCGCUGGCGUUCGGCCAGUUCGCCGUGGACUGCUCGCUGGUGCCCGCGCUGCCCGCCGUCACCUUCACGGUGGCCGGCGCCGACUUCACGCUGCAGGGCGCCGACUACGUGCUGCGCGUGGCGCAGUUCGGCAAGACCGUGUGCCUGUCGGGCUUCAUGGGGCUGGACGUGCCGCCGCCCAACGGCCCGCUGUGGAUCCUGGGCGACGUGUUCAUCGGCAAGUACUACACCGAGUUCGACGUGGGCGGCCGCAGCAUCGGCUUCGCGCCCGCCGCCUAGGCCGGCCUGCGCGCCACGCGAUGCGGCUUCGAGCUGACUGGUACUAGAUGACGUCAUCAUGUUAUCUGAGCAGCAGCAGCAGCAGCAGCCGCCGCCAACUGACGCUGCUCUGCUUGUCCUACAAUAGUGAUCGAUUACAUACCAAUAAAUAAUAAUAAAAUACUUUUAAACUAUGACUGCGUUGUUAAGUUUUAUGUAUUUCCAGUUACAUUACAGCAUACUUUAAGUAGAUUUUAGAUCUUGUGUUUUGUUUUAUUUAUUUUAUAGAUCAGCUGUUGUCACUUGCAACUUUGCCCUUGUGAAAUUUACGUUUUUAUUUUUCUGUAAAUAAUUGUCUUAAAUGACAUAUUUAGCUUUUGAGAAAUCCUAAUUUGCCCUUGAAUUAUUUUGUUCUUUCUAGAAAAAUCCAUGUUCUCGUGUACCACGGAGACCGUUUGCUGUUUUAUGUGUUAAUGUAGAGCAAUUAAAAAAAAAAAUGUUUGCAGAAUUCUCUUGAAAAUUUGAGCAAUGAUUACUAGUCUUCAUGAUAUAUAUCCAUUACUAUUAAUUAAAAUAAUACUGAGAUAAUAAUAAAUAAAAGUAGCAGUUUUAAAUGAAUUUUGAAAUGAUUACCUUUUAACUAGAACUCAUGACAAUAUUGUUAUACAUAACUUAGCGUUUUUUUAAAUGUAUUUAUUUCUAAUAAAUUUCUUUCAAAGUGAA